Molecule: messenger RNA, 1954 nt
Organism: Danio aesculapii
Lineage: Eukaryota; Metazoa; Chordata; Actinopteri; Cypriniformes; Danionidae
Exons: 3
Coding region: 791-1954 (387 amino acids)
Biological process (GO): DNA integration; DNA recombination
Molecular function (GO): DNA binding
Source: RefSeq, a predicted model, not a curated record
CGCCGGAAUUUCCAUCCCCAGCCGCUGCAAUAAAUCCGAACUACUAAAACUCUACUAAACCAUCCCGUCACCAACUCCGCCCCCCCAGGACAACAGAGCUGCUCGCUCCCGCCACACCCCCUAUCCUCAACCCACCACUGCACAGCAAGCAAGAAACCUCCCCGGACCUCCAAAGAAAGCAACCAGAAAAAGCAAUACAAAACCAUCCCAAGUUACAGGACAAACUGCUCCCUCUAACACCACCUUCCAAAACACCGACAAUCCACCGGACAAUUACGCCACUCCAGGACUUUCUACCCCCUUCCCCUGGCCUCCAGCUCCACAUUCUAGCGAAAACUCCAGUCCUAUUCUUCCAUCUCUCCCCCCCACUCUCAACCCUCCCCAUUUCGCUCUCUCAUCUAAUCUUCCUCAUUCUUCAACCCAGCCUAUUUCUACUCAAACUUUUCCUACAAAUCCUAACACUCUUCCUCUGCCUACUCAAUUUCCCUCUGCAAAUAUCCCCUCUUUUUUCUCCUCUACAUCCAUACACCAAGCACCCACAUCCUUUACUAAUCCUCCCCAACAGUCUACCAUCCCUCCUAACAUAUCUUCCGCACGACCCCCCUUCACCCUAACCACAGCCACGCCCCUUCCCAUUCCGCUUAAUGCUCCAGUCCUGGAACCAACUCCGAUCUCCAACGUCAUCAAGAACCUCAUCCUAUCAGAGAUUCAGGCUAUUGGCGCCAGAGGCGGAGCAACACCCGACUCCCAUCCCUCCAUAUUCAGAGAUGAUAUUCCAAUAAAUCAUCCCAUGCACAAUCUGCACCAAACAUCUAUAUCUCUAAUUCUGCAGGCCUUAGCUCCAAGAACAUUACAAUCAUAUCUCACUGCAUGGAAAACAUUCAAACACUUUCAUUCCCUAUACAACACUACAUUCCCUAAUUUCUCCCUUCUUACAAUCACAUCAUUCAUCACAUAUCUACAUUCAAAUAAACACAUCCAAGCCAACUCUAUUAAGAGUUACUUAAGUGGUAUUCAAUUUUUUCACAAACUCAUGUACGGCUCCAUUUCUGAUUCUAUUGCUAAUUCACAAACCAGCCUUCUCAUUAAGGGCAUCCAGAAAACCCAUCCCCCCCUCCCAGACACCAGACUGCCCAUCACACACAAUAUACUCUCCAAAUGCAUUUCCACUCUCAGAAAAGGCUACCUAUCCUUUCAUACAGACCACACUCUAGAUGCUAUGUUUAUUUUAGCCUUUUUCGGAUUUCUUAGAUGUUCCGAAUUUGCAGUAACUUCCAAUUUCGAUCCCUUUAUUCACCCCACCAUCGCAGAUCUGACAUUGAUUGACGAGGAAACAAUUUCCUUCCUCAUCAAGCAAAGUAAAACGGAUCAAUCCAGAAAGGGACAUUGCAUCUACAUAUUCAAUAUCCCAUCCCCCACAAGCCCAUUUCAAACACUCCUAGCUUACAUACAAUAUAGAAAAACACUAAGCUUAAGUCCCCUAGCCCCCCUUUUCAUAGAUGACGCACACCACCCAGUGACACGCUUUUGGUUCCAAAAACACCUCAAAGCAGUCCUCCACCAUUCAGGCUUCCCAUCAGGAUCAUACUCCAGUCACUCAUUCAGAAUAGGAGCCGCCACCACAGCUGCACACAAAGGGCUAUCUCAACAACACAUACAAACACUAGGAAGGUGGUCUUCUGACGCCUUCAAAUCCUACAUUCGACUCAGCCACAGCCAUCUAAAGGAAGCCCAAAGGACCCUCACCAGCAGACACCUUAAACCUAGCGGCCAAGGGCACGAGCCCAAUCCAGGGAUAAGCCUAGACACAGCCAUCCCAGCUUCCAGAGGGCGGAGGAGCUCCUCAGCCACCCAAGGCUACUGCUACACCUUCUGCUUCAACUACUGCGACAACUACUGCGACAACUACUUCUACUACUACUACUACUACAACUACUGCCUCAACUACUCCUAA